Molecule: messenger RNA, 7611 nt
Organism: Catharus ustulatus (Swainson's thrush)
Lineage: Eukaryota; Metazoa; Chordata; Aves; Passeriformes; Turdidae
Gene: MTBP
Product: MDM2 binding protein
Exons: 22
Coding region: 1-2634 (877 amino acids)
Biological process (GO): traversing start control point of mitotic cell cycle; regulation of protein ubiquitination; protein localization to kinetochore
Cellular component (GO): kinetochore
Source: RefSeq, a predicted model, not a curated record
AUGGAGCGCUACGUGCUGCUCCUGAGCUGGGCCGAGCGCCGGGCCGAGGGCGGGCCCGCGGCAGCGACCGCCGCAGCUGGGGCUGCAGCAGAUAUGUAUCAGUUCCUGAAAGAAAGUUGUAAUGCAUCUGUAAAUGCAGAUGUGAGCAUAUUCCCAGCUUGCUCAGUGGCUGGUAUUCCAGGUGCAAAGAAAUGGUAUUUUGCAAGUCAUGUCAUUUGUGGUUAUUAUCAGUUCUGCAGUUCUGACUGGGAGGAAAUAAAUGUUGACACACAGAAAAAUGAAGACUCUCACCAAGCAAGCAUUGAUGACAACCUGGGAACCACACAAAACUUUGAGGAUGAUGACAGUAACAGUCAGGAAUCACUGUCUCUGACUGAUAUCUAUGAUGAAGCUGCUGAAAGUCUGCAUCAAUUAGCUGAUAAAUUGCCUGCCCCAGGCAGAGCAAUGGUUGAUGUAAUCCUGCACGCUGUUGAAUGUGAUGGACCCAAACUGAAGGACUGCUUACCUGCUAUUGGCGCCCUGAAACACCUGAGAGAGUGGCACUCUGCACAGAUCACUAUUGCAGCAAGUGAUGCUAAAGGUAGCUGGCAGAAGAUUGCAGACUAUCUGUCAGCAGACUUCAUAUCUCCAGAUGAUAUAACAAAUAUCAUUGAUUUAAAUGAACUCUGGAGAGGAAAGAUUCAGAUAUGGGAAAGAAAGUUUGGAUCGGGAGUGGAUUUUCCAGGAUUUUGUAUAAAGAGCACUUCAGCCAAGACAUUCAGGACUGCAAAUUUAGGUUCUUGCUUUGCUGCUAAAAAAGAGUGCCAAUCAAGGAAUACUGAUACUUUGCCAGAAGUUUUUCAUUACUAUGGUCCUGCACUGGAAUUUUUACAGAUGGUGGUGCUCUCUGAUCUACCUUCCUUUUUUGUGUCAGAUCUGGAGUUUGAGCUGAGCCUGUCAAGAAAGAAUACCAAGGAUGCAUCUGCAUUACUUUUGGACCAGAUUUCUUUUCUCUCUGGGAAGGUGGGAGCUUUGCUUACAUUGCCAUGUAAUGUAAGCAAUGUAGUGAUCCCAUCUCCUGCCCAGCUGAGCACCAAGAAAUGGAAGGAAUAUAUGGCUAAGAAACCCAAGGUCAUUUCUGUUCCAGAAAUUGAACUGAAAGGAGAAUCUUGCCGAUAUUAUUUCUUGCUACAAGGCAAUGGCUCUGGAGGAUGUAAAGCGACCUUGAUUCAUUCAGCUGGCCAGAUCAAUGGGAUGGCCACUCUUGCUGCAGUAAAUGGAAAGCUGAAGGCAAAAGGAGAGGGAACAGAGUCAGGGUUUAAUGUUUCUGCCUUUAUCAAGUCUCUGCCAUGCUAUUGUGGAGAGGAGAUUGUGCAGAGAGAAACAAAACUGUCUCGUCUCCAAGUGUUUGCCUUGAAGGAAUAUCUCAAGAGAAAGGAAUUGACCAAGCAGCCUGCAGUUAUUUCUACCAGUGAGUUUAAAAGCUUAUUAAAACUCACAAGAGAAUGUUUUAUGGACCUAUGCAACACUAUUCUUCCUAAACCAGUUUUACAGAAGGUCAACAAUAAAACCAGGUCAUGCACAGUGACGUGUGAGCCUGGUUUCAUAGAGCCAAAUCCAUUGGAGUGGCCAGAAAGACACGUUCUUCAGAAUUUGGAAAACUUUGAAAAAAACAAACAAAAAAUGAGAGUUCCUCUGUUUGCACAUUCAUCUGAGCAGUUGCUGGGACAUAAGGACAGCCAGAGGGAGUCCCUGACGCUGCUGGAUGCUAAAGAGCUGCUGAAAUAUUUCACCCCAGAAGGGCUGCCCGUGGGGGAUCUCCAGCCUCUCCAAGUUCCCAAGCGUGAAAAUGCAUUUCUUUUGACACCAGAGCUUACUCCUCGAAAACUCAGAGGUUUGCCUUUUGAAAAAGCAGCUGGAUGCCAUUAUCAUGGACUAGAGUAUUGUCUAGAUAACAGAAGAGCCUUGGAGAGAGAUGUGGGAUAUGCCGAACUUCAAACUCGCCUUAUUCGCUAUGAAACUCAGACUACUUGCACCAAGGAGUGCUGCCCUGUGCCACUUGUCUUGAGUCCUCUCCCAUCUCCUGCAGUCUUGUCAGAGCCUGGAAGUGUCCCUGAUGAAGAGUCUUUACAAAGCGAACUCAAAACAGAGACAUCAAGGCUAAAACGCAGAUCAAAAGACCUGGAGUACUUUUAUCCCAAGAAAAGGCUAACCAAAUCUGAGAGUACAGACUCCCUCCUGUCUCAGGCAAGUGGAAGCAGCAGGAGUCAGUGUGCAGUUGCUGUGCUGAGGAAACGCUCUGAAAGAUCCAUUUCUGUGGCUGCAGUGCCAUCGAAACUGCCCGGCCAAGCCCCCAGAGCAGCCACCAAGGCUGGCUCAGCUGCAGAGCCUGAGGCCUCCAAGCAAGACAAGGAAUCCAGAUCCCAGAAACACACAAGGAUGCUGAAAGAGGUAGUUGCUAAGACUCUUCAGAAACAUGGAAUUGCAGAGGAUCAUAAGUGCUUUGCAUCGUGCAGCCAGCGUCUAUUUGAGAUAUCAAAAUUCUACUUAAAGGACCUUAAAACUUCUAGAGGACUUCUUGAUGAAAUGAAGAAAACAGCAAAUAGCAAUGCUAAACAGGUGAUUGAAUGGGUUUUGGAGAAGACUGGCAAGUAGAGGCACUGUGUGGAUUUGUUCACACCUUCCCAGGAGCUGUGGAGACAGAGCACUUGUGACUACAGAAGCAUUAUACUGCCCAAUGCACAUAGAUCCACACACUGGGAGGACUUUGGUCAGUGUAAUUCUAUACACUCAUUCUUCAAGCAUAGGAGCAAGGCUGGAAACUUCUUAUAAUGAAAGUUUUUAAAAUUUUUUUAAUAAUUCAAAUGAAAAGAGGUUGUAUUUUAUAUGUGUAUUUAUUACCUUUGUUAAAAGGAAUACAGCUUGACUUGGUUUAUAAAGCUUUGUGUAUUUUUCAACCAGUGUACUUAGUUUUUCUAUGAAUAAAAAAACCCCACAUAUUUAAUUUUGAUAACUACUACUUUGAUUUACCUUUUUGUGUGAAGAUCUCUAUUCAGCUUAGUACAGCUUCCUUUUGUAUAAACAGCUGUUUACAGCAUGGGCCAAUAGCAUUUUAUACACUGAUUAAGAACAGUUCCUAUUCUGCAGGUGAAAACAAACAUAAGCAGAAUUUGAAUCAUAAUUAUCUUUGUUUUGUAAUAUAAGGAAGAAAAAAAGCAUGGCUUGAAACUUGAGACAAGUCCCAUUAAACAAAGUUUCUUUGUUUUAGAAGCUGAAUUUUCAGUAUAAUUUCCUGCAUGCUCUUUGUAACACUCCUUAGAAAAAUAUCUAAGGGGAGAUCUGAGAUUUCUUUUCCUGGAAGAGGAGAAAAUCAAAGCAGUAGUGGUAAUGAAGAUGGUGAGAGCUGGAAAAGAGCUGAUGUGCUAUGCUGAAAUGUAAGGGGGGGAAAAAGAGUUUCUAGCUGUGUUGCAAACAGUAAAAUGCUAAAUUUGGCCUCAAUUUGUUUAAGUACCUGGAUGGGACUAAUGUAAUUAUUCAAGUUAGUAUUUUGUUGAGAUGAGGAGUUCCUACUAAGCUUUCUGUAUUAAAGAUUUCCUAUUUAUCAUAUAAACUAAUGGAUUAAAACUGAUAGAGAUGCAGGGCUAUUGUUUGCUAUAUUCUCCUGGUAGGAAAAUAGAUUAAGCAAUACAAAUAUAAAUGAAACAUAAUGUUAUGGAAAAGUAAUCGAACUAAACCAUGUGGAGGUUGGACUUAAUACUGUAAAAUCUAUGCAUUCUCUAAAGAGCCUUCCUGAUUUUGUGACAUUAUUCUUUGCUUAAUUCUAUUUGGAGUAAAGCUGAGCCCUAUGGAGGUUUUUCAUGUCUAACAGGGUCUUGAGUUUAACUGUUCUGUUCCUUUGUUCCCAAGUUCACCUUGUUCUGAACUCUACAAGACCUUUUCAGGGUGGGUGUGUACCUGGUUUGACUGAGCUGCAGUAGGAGAGCUCUGAAGUUGUUCUGCUGUGACAGUGGGCUCUAGUAAGUACUGCAUGUGUCUAAGCCCAGGAAAAACAUAACUAUUUGUAAGAUGGAUUACAUUUGUCUGCAGAAUGCCACACAUCCACAGCUUCCCAGUUUUAGUGAUUUGGUGAAAUAGAAAUGCAAUGAAGAGAGUUAUUUAAAUAAUCAUUUAAUGAGUGCAUGCACAAAAUUUCUCCAACAUAAUGAUUACUGUGUAUGGCUCAUAUUUCUUUGCAUUCAAUAUAGAAAACAAAAAGUAAUCAAGACAUUAACCUUUCUUAACAUCUUACAGUGAAUCAAGAAAGUCUCUACUUCCAGAGGGAGAAAAGCUGUAAGCUGUAGCCUUAUCUGUUCAGCCUGAAUGCUGAUACUUUUGUCUGAAUACUAAGCAAGCCAAAGAAAGCUGUAUUUUCUGCUUAAUUUUGGGAAGUUUAUAUGUUUGUAAUUAGAAAAACUGUGUAGUUAAUAAUUAUACAUAAGUUGAUAAGUAAAAGUACAGAAGCUCUACAUAAAUCCUGGAGGCUAGCUGCCAUGAGCAAAGAAAAUACCUUCAGGAAAGUAAUUAAUACUUUGAACUGGUUUUCUUGUACUUCAAGUAAAACCCAAUGGUUAUUGGUUUAAUUAAUUCUGUAGACUCAAAGGCUGGCCUGAAAUAAUCAGCAGGAAAGCAGUUAGAGAAACAUAAGCAUUUUGAUGUAUUGGUUUUUUGCACAAUUCCCAGUGCAGAACUAAUAUACUGUUACCCAUGUCUCAUUUGCUCUUUGUGUUGUUGGCUUUUUAGGGCAAGUAGUAGCUGGGUUAUUAUUGUGGCUUAAUAACACUGUGCCCCAUUUAAGCUGUGAUAACUGUCCCUGUCCAUGCUCUUAACCUACAAAAAAGCAGGCGCAAUAAUUUCACCUGGUCCACUGUAACAGCACUAAACCAAAUUAUUUUACAUCUGUUGUAGUUCCAAAACCCCACACUGAGAGUUCCUGCAGCUCAGCUGAAGUCCUGUAACUCAAGUGAUAUGGAUUAUAACAUCACCCUUUGCCUCUGAACUUCAAAUUAUUUUCUUGUUUGUGGUUGCUGAACCCCAAAUCCAUAUUUUGGGCGCUUGCUUUCAUGUUUUUGCAAAUCAGGAUGUAGUCAUAUCCACCAGUACACAUUUCUGGUUUACCCGUAAUUCAUCCAUCCCAUAUAAUAAGCAUGUAACAACAUAACAGCAUAAUACAGUAAUAUUAUGUAUGAUAUCUAGAAGCACAUCCUCCAUCCACGUUAUAUGCUUGUAUUCCCCACAGGAUUGGGGUAAGACAGCACUGAUGUGCUUGUAAUUUGUGAUGUCAUUACUUGUAAUAUGACAGCAAUUACAUAAUGAAUAUCACUGGGCCACCACACAACUUAGCUUGGGUACUAAUGCUUGUCCAAAUUCACAAACCUCUUUGUCCCAGUUCACAGUUCUCCCUUGGAAUUUAUUUUCUAAAUUUGUUUCCUAAUGCCUCUAAUUGUUUACACAAGAACAGAAAUUCUCUUGAAGGAAAAAAAUGAAAAGCCAGUCUCAUGUGGGAAAAGCAGGUGAUUAUGUUCUACAGGAGGUUAUUGUCUUUGUUAAAUAUUUAAAAUGUUUGUUUUUCCCCUCAUUCUUUUAAAAUAAAUUUUUGCCCUAGUCAGUCUGAGGGUUCACUCUGAGUUAUAGCAAGCAGGCUGAGUUUCUCAAAAUUUUGCAAGCCUACUAUCAAUAUCUACUUUUUAAAAUCAAAGUCACCACUGAAUUAAAAAGUGUCCAUAAUAUACACAGUGUGUGUAUAUAUAUAAAUAUGUAAUAUAUACUGUAUUAAUGGUCUCUAUGUAGUAAAUAGACUCAGUAAAUAGCUAGUUAUCAAUCUGCCAGUUUGACUUUUAUGGAAAAUAACAUAAAUUUAAAAAUCAAUGGCAGUGUAAUGAUCUGGAGCACAUAAUUUCUUUCUUUAGGCUCUGAUUCUGCUUCCACUGAAAGCAAAGAAGCUCCAAUUAACUUUUCAGCAUGGGUAAGAGGACAUUGAGAAUGCUUUCAGGUGGAAAUCAGAUCAAUCUCCCCUUCAAAUCAGCUGAGCUUAUCAAAGCUAAGAGCAGGAUGGAGUGUGCUGCCAUGUCCUGUGGGAGGAAGAAAUUCUAACAUUCUGCAGAAAGAAAACACUUGUUUUGUUAUUUACAAAGGAUCAAUUCUAAUCGUGUUUGUGGUGGUGGUGGUUUGCUUGGUAGCAUGUCAAGAGUCUUGUUUUGAUUUCUAAAGUAUCUUAAGGGAGAUGCUGGUUCCAUUUCAAGGGCAGGACUAUUAGAAACACCGGUAUGAUUACCUGAACACAAUCAGAUCAGCUUUAUUAUGUUGUUCUUUUUUUUGACAAACACUUUAGGUCACAUUUUUCCAAUAACAUUUUUGCUCCAAUAUGUAUCCCAAUCAUUCUCAUGGUGAAGCUGCUAUACAGACUUUCUGAUAAGAUCAUUCCAUUUAUAGUCAUUAUUUUGUCAAAAGAGGGAAACUCUGGAAUAUCCCUUUUUUAGGCUUUCCAUGAGGCUGUUCUGUCAUAACUUGGGUCAGACUGAAAGAAAAGGCUUAAAUUCCCAUAGUUAGCUUUUCUGUUUGGGCCACUAAGUUAAGAUUUAAAUCAAAGGAGAAAAACAAUCUCUUUUUCCAUAACCAUUCAUAAGAGAAAAAAAGGCACAUGUUGGCCUCAGUCCUUGAAUGCAGAAGCUUCAGCAGAAAUUUCUGCUUUUUCUUAAUUUUUUAUAAGUCUUCUGUUACCACCUAGUCCACUAUAAGCAACUUCAGCAGAGAUGUCUGAAUGACCUGCCUUGAAACAUCCCUGUGGGAUUUCAGGCUUUUUUUUUUUUAAUUUUAAGUUUUUUAAGUCAUUCCACCAAUGCAAUUAACAGUUCUCUCAAGUAACAGAAUUCUUAACAGAAGCACUGAAGUUUAAAUGUAUUUCUCCCAGCCCCAAAACAAAGGACAGCCUUCCAGAUAGUUGUCUCGAUACAAAGUAAGCUCUCCUCACAAAAAUCCAAUAAAUGACUUUAUUAAAUAUAUUCUUUUCCUCUAAAAUAUAAAUAUUCACUAUACUCUUAUAAAUGUGGAGUAGGUUCAUAUUUCAUUUAUCUAUCCCAUCCAAAUAUGAAUCAAUCCAAAAUCUGAAAAUGAAGAAAUAGCAUCUGUAAUUAUCAUUAUUUCUUUCUAUAAAUAUAUAUAAUAUGAAUUUUCUUUGCAAACUGCUUAGUUAUUCACUUAGACUUCAUAUAGUACUGAGCACCUUAGAUUACAUUUUGUGUCAUUUCAUUGUUGGCACUAAUACAGGAAUUUGUAAUAUUUACAAUGCACAUACAUGUUAGGUGUAACAUUCCAGUGAUUUGUAAGUGUUAAAAGGAAUAAGGAAAUAGUGCAGUAUACUUUACAUAUGUAUUUAACCUACCCGCCCAGAAUGCAAGUUUUCACUUCAACCUCUCAAACUUUUAGAGGAGCCUGUUUCCAAAUUUUUGAGUCGUACUUUGGAACAGCAAUAGAAAAUGUCCUGAACUGGUUUUUAAAGACUUCACACAACAAUUUCCUUGAUAAGGUGACAUGAGCUCCUCCUCAGAGUCCUGUCCUCCUGCGUACCGACUGCUCUCAGCUUCUCAGAUCCCUCCC